Molecule: messenger RNA, 1279 nt
Organism: Petromyzon marinus (sea lamprey)
Lineage: Eukaryota; Metazoa; Chordata; Hyperoartia; Petromyzontiformes; Petromyzontidae
Biological process (GO): regulation of transcription by RNA polymerase II; cell differentiation
Cellular component (GO): nucleus
Molecular function (GO): sequence-specific DNA binding; DNA-binding transcription factor activity, RNA polymerase II-specific
Source: RefSeq, a predicted model, not a curated record
GGAGGGAGGGGAGGAGAGGGAGGUGAUUGAGAGGCGACCCUCACUCCGACAUGAUGGACGUCCCCUGCAUCUACGAUCCGUGCCCACGCCUGGCCCUACCGCCAGGCCACUUCUACGUGCAGGCCGGCGGCCCGUCCGUGCAGCCUGCCCACCACCACCACCACCAGCACCACCAGCAGCACCACCACCACCAGCAGCACCAACAGCACCACCAGCAGCACCUCACCGAGCUACAGAGGGCAUCAAGCCAAGAGCUGCAGGAGCUGCUGCAGCUGCAGCAGCAGCAGCAGCAGCUGAGCUCGGACGAGUCGAUGGCCCCCGGGCAAUGCCCCCCAAGCGUCUACUCGGCGGGGUUGCCCCCCUACCAGGGGGCCCCCCAGGGGGUGCCGGGGGGGCCCCAGGGCUCGGAGUCACCGGGGGCCUCAGCGGGGACGCCGGUGGGGCCUGCCGGGGCGAGCGGUCACUACGGGGAGGGAGGAUUCUACCUGCACGGGACCCAUGCCGCUCACACGCAGUUCACGGUGUACACGGAUGCUCUGGCCGUGCUGAGCGAGGUGAACUACCCAGGGGGUUUCGUGGGGGGUCCGAGCCCCCUCUCCGGAGCCCCCCUCACCCCUCCCCUCCUCCUGCACCCUCACCACCACCACCACCACCCUCACCACCACCACCCUCACCACCACCACCCUCACCACCACCCUCACCACCACCACCCUCACCACCACAUCCUCACUCCAGACAUCGAGGAUCGGGCGUUGGAGCUGAGCUCCGAUUCCGAUUCGGAGGUUGGGGGUGCAGCCAUCGCCGGGGCGAUCUUCGGGGGUCUCGGAGGGGGGUCCCUGGGUCAGGGUGGGGGCCACGGAGGGUACAGCCCUCCCCCCGUGCCACCCAGCGCGGUGGCUCACGGACUGCACAAGGGUAGGAAGAAAGUUCGUCUCUACCAGUUUCUCCUGGAGGUGCUGAGAGACCGCGCUAUGGAGCACGCACUGUGGUGGGUGAGCGAGCGUGACGGCGUCUUCCAGUUCUCGUCGCGACACAAGGAGGAGCUCGCACGUUCGUGGGGACAGCGAAAGGGAAAUCGCAAGGCGAUGACCUACCAGAAGAUGGCACGUGCUCUCAGAAACUACGGGCGCAGCGGGGAGAUCCGUAAAGUGAAGAAGAAACUCACCUACCAGUUCGACUCUAGCGUGCUGGUCUAGCCAGGGUGGGUGGUGAGUGGUGAGGGUGAGGGGUGAGGGUGAGGGGUGAGGGAGUGGGUGAGGGUCGUCACCUACCAGAAGAU